UUUUGAUAUAAUGAACAAAUCCGCUCAAAUUUGGAGCGCAUAUUUUCACCUCAAAUACUCAUACUCUAUACGGCGCUGUUAGAGUGUUUGGGAUAUCAUAUGAAGCAUGUGGCCGGGCCUUCCAUCUGUUAUUAUUCGUUUUGUCUGUCAUGUUCCGACAGGAAUGGUCGGUAUUAUCGGCCUCAACCUAUACAAUCUUGUCCAUGAUCUAGACAUAUACGAUGUUCUACCCAACGGCAAAUCGUUCCUUCAGGGGUUGCACCUUGUCGGGACAGUGGGAACUGCCACUUUUGCGUGGAAUUUCGUCAUGUUUGCGGCUUCAAACUUCACCAAGGGUUUCCUACUAGCAACAAUUGGCUUCAUAGACCUUGGGCUUUCCGCCGCUCUUAUUCUCGGCAUAUCCUGGCAAUCUCAAUUCCUCCCACGUUCCUAUGCCAGCUGCAAAGAUGCGGUGGACUGGAGAAAUGGGACGGAUGGCCGAAACCUUUUUGUGGAAGUCAGCAAAGCAAAUCUAGAAACCGUCAUUCCCCCACAUAAAUCCUGCCGUUCUUUUGUUCAGAACUGGGCCGUUGGCAUUGCCGUCAUCAUCUUGUACCUGGUGUGUGGUUUGCUGAACGUUAUACUCGGAUUCGCUUAUGUCGAAGCCAGAGACAGCUUUCUUCAUCCUGCUGCUGAUUAUAGUGAUUGCUGUUCCUGCUAUAUACCAACCCGCUGGAUCUCUCGCCCAAUUUCUAUUCUCUUCUGCAAUACCAAAUUGGGCUCUCGCUUCGCACUGAGGUAUUUAUCGAAAUGUCUACAGGCAGUUAGGAGAACUAGCAACGAAAAGUUUCAAACAUCUCGAGCAAAAGACGAGGACCUAACCGAAAAAUCCGCAUUGGCCUUGAUUUCUGCGAAAGUCACUGAUAAUUGGCAUUAUGUGGACAUUGUCGAGCUCAGUCCGACUCCCAUUGAACAGUUUGGCACCAAUUUUGAGUUGGAGAAACUUCGAAAGUACACUUGCGAAGGGAUUAGCAAGGAUAAAUGCCGUGUUUGCAAAAUUCAGAUAUGUAACUCUUGCUCUACACUAGGCCCUGUCUGGGAAUCACAGCCAUACCGACACAUGACAAUCUGCAAGCCGUGCUGUACCAAAUGCUUUUACACAUCAUAUUACCGAAUAGAUAGAGAGCGUCGCCAUAAGCGGACGGAUCAUCGUGCAACCUGCAAAGUCGCCCAUGGGAACAUAAAAUUUGCGCAACGUCCUAAUGAUGCCAUUCAGGGCAGAUUGUGCCGUCUCUGCGAGGUAAAGACACCGGAGCAGCGACAGGAGAUCCUCGACACUCAGGAUAGGCUAGAAUUGCAGCGAGAAGCCCGAGAUCAUCUGGCUUGUUCUCGAUGUAACGAAAGGCUCUCAUCAAACGGUCCUCGUUGGUGGGUCUGCGCUUAUUGCGAUGUAGAGUGCCAUGAUCAUAUCCAUCCUCCAUGGGCAUUGGGAGUAUGA
This is a messenger RNA of Coccidioides posadasii C735 delta SOWgp, 1477 nucleotides long. RefSeq lists its product as uncharacterized. NCBI's taxonomy places the organism in Eukaryota, Fungi, Ascomycota, Eurotiomycetes, Onygenales, Onygenaceae. The record is from RefSeq and is a predicted model, not a curated record.